Arabidopsis lyrata subsp. lyrata is the source of this 667-nucleotide messenger RNA. RefSeq lists its product as uncharacterized. The transcript is spliced from 2 exons. Bases 64 to 477 code for a protein of 137 amino acids. Lineage: Eukaryota; Viridiplantae; Streptophyta; Magnoliopsida; Brassicales; Brassicaceae. The record is from RefSeq and is a predicted model, not a curated record.
UUGAUUAUCUCUGUUGCUUGCAUUGCUGCCAAUCGCUUGUUUCGAAAAUCAACAAGAAAAAUAAUGGCGAGACUUUUCUUCCCUAUCCCUAUGCAACCCACACAGAUAAGCUUCUCUGCGUCUUCUUCUCAGCCACUAUUCUCGCCGCCGGCGAACAAUUUUCCCGAUGGUGUAGCCGGAGGAUUAUGUCUUACACGGAGAAUCAGAGACUGUUCCGUGGUGACGCGAGCAGGGCCUAGUACGAGCAGCUACUUGCUCGCGUUCGCCAUUCCUGCUACUCUUAUCGCCGCCACUGUCUUCACUUCAAUCAAAAUCGCUGAUAAACUCGACGAAGAUUUCCUUGAGGAUAUUGCGUUGAACCAAGCGAUAAAAGCAGCAGAAAAGGGAGAGAAUGGUGAAGGGGAAAUCUCACUGGAUGAUGUGAUUCAAGAACCUGUGCUUCAACGAACUCGUAAUCGGCCUAAACGUGAAGUUUAGAAACGCGCACACAGAUUCUUCUAUGAUGCAAUGACUGUGUAACAAUACAUGUUGUGUUUUGUAUAAGAAAAUGUAAGCUUGAAGCCUUCCUAGUCCCGUUUACAGUUGUAGUUACUGGUCAUAUUACAUUACCGUUUGAUCAUUUUGUAAAGAAAAAACGGAUGAUGAAUCAAAAACCUCGUUACAUUUA